Molecule: messenger RNA, 3282 nt
Organism: Suncus etruscus (white-toothed pygmy shrew)
Lineage: Eukaryota; Metazoa; Chordata; Mammalia; Eulipotyphla; Soricidae
Gene: PATZ1
Product: POZ/BTB and AT hook containing zinc finger 1
Exons: 5
Coding region: 8-2179 (723 amino acids)
Biological process (GO): negative regulation of transcription by RNA polymerase II; regulation of cytokine production; regulation of immune system process
Cellular component (GO): nucleus
Molecular function (GO): RNA polymerase II cis-regulatory region sequence-specific DNA binding; protein binding; DNA-binding transcription factor activity, RNA polymerase II-specific
Source: RefSeq, a predicted model, not a curated record
GGGGGCGAUGGAGCGCGUGAGCGACGCGUCGUGCGGCCCGUCGGGCUGCUACACGUACCAGGUGAGCCGGCACAGCACGGAGAUGCUGCACAACCUGAACCAGCAGCGCAAGAACGGCGGGCGCUUCUGCGACGUGCUGCUGCGCGUGGGCGACGAGAGCUUCCCCGCGCACCGCGCCGUGCUGGCGGCCUGCAGCGAGUACUUCGAGUCGGUCUUCAGCGCGCCGCUGGGCGACGGCGGCGGCGGCGGAGGAGGCAGCGGCGGCGGGGCCGCGGGCGCGACGGACGGGGGCGCGGCGGCGGCCGGGGCCGCGGGCACCGACGUGGGGGGCGCGGGCUCGCUGUCGGGCUCGCUGUCGGGCUCGCUGUCGUCGGCGGCGGCCGGCGGGCUGAGCCGCGAGCUGGAGAUGCACACCAUCAGCUCCAAGGUGUUCGGCGACAUCCUGGACUUCGCCUACACGUCGCGCAUCGUCGUGCGCCUCGAGAGCUUCCCCGAGCUCAUGACGGCCGCCAAGUUCCUGCUCAUGCGCUCCGUCAUCGACAUCUGCCAGGAGGUCAUCAAGCAGUCCAACGUGCAGAUCCUGGUGCCGCCGGCCCGCGCCGACCUCAUGCUCUUCCGGCCGCCCGGCGCGUCCGACCUGGGCUUCCCGCUGGACAUGACCAACGGCGCCGCGCUGGCCGCCAACAGCAACGGCAUCGCGGGCAGCAUGCAGCCCGAGGACGACGCCGCCCGGGCGGCGGCUGCGGCGGCGGCGGCGGCGGCGGGUGCGGCGCUGGCCGGCCAGGCCUCCCUGCCCGUGCUGCCUGGCGUGGACCGCUUGCCCAUGGUGGCCGGGCCGCUGUCGCCGCAGCUGCUGGCCUCCCCGUUCCCCAGCGCGGCCUCGGGCGCGCCGCCGCUGGCCAGCAAGCGCGGCCGCGGCCGGCCCCGCAAGGCCAACCUGCUGGACUCGGUGUUCGGCAACCCCGGCGGCCUGCGCGAGGCCGGCAUCCUGCCCUGCGGCCUGUGCGGCAAGGUGUUCACCGACGCCAACCGGCUGCGGCAGCACGAGGCCCAGCACGGCGUCACCAGCCUGCAGCUGGGCUACAUCGACCUGCCGCCGGCCCGGCUGGGCGAGAACGGGCUGCCGGCCGCCGAGGACCCCGACGGGCCCCGCAAGCGCAGCCGGACCCGCAAGCAGGUGGCCUGCGAGAUCUGCGGCAAGAUCUUCCGCGACGUGUACCACCUCAACCGGCACAAGCUGUCGCACUCCGGGGAGAAGCCCUACUCGUGCCCGGUGUGCGGGCUGCGCUUCAAGAGGAAGGACCGCAUGUCCUACCAUGUGCGCUCGCACGACGGCUCGGUGGGCAAGCCCUACAUCUGCCAGAGCUGCGGGAAAGGCUUCUCCAGGCCCGAUCACUUGAACGGACAUAUCAAGCAGGUGCACACUUCCGAGCGGCCUCACAAAUGUCAGACCUGCAAUGCUUCUUUUGCCACCCGAGACCGUCUGCGCUCCCACCUGGCCUGUCAUGAAGACAAGGUGCCCUGCCAGGUGUGUGGGAAGUACUUACGGGCGGCAUACAUGGCAGAUCACCUGAAGAAGCACAGUGAGGGGCCCGGCAACUUCUGCAGUAUCUGUAACCGAGGUUUCUCCUCUGCCUCCUACUUAAAGGUCCAUGUUAAAACCCACCACGGUGUUCCCCUUCCCCAGGUCUCCAGGCACCAGGAGCCCAUCCCGAAUGGGGGAGCAGCGUUCCACUGCGCCAGGACCUAUGGCAACAAAGAAGGCCAGAAAUGCUCACAUCAGGAUCCGAUUGAGAGCUCCGACUCCUACGGCGACCUCUCAGAUGCCAGCGACUUGAAGACGCCCGAGAAGCAGAGCACCAAUGGCUCCUUCUCCUGUGACAUGGCCGUCCCCAAAACUAAAAUGGAGUCCGAUGGAGAGAGGAAGUACCCAUGUCCCGAGUGCGGGAGCUUCUUCCGCUCCAAAUCCUACUUGAACAAACACAUCCAGAAGGUGCAUGUCCGGGCCCUUGGGGGCCCCCUGGGGGACCUGGGCCCUGCUCUGGGCUCACCUUUCUCUCCCCAGCAGAACAUGUCUCUCCUCGAGUCCUUUGGAUUUCAGAUUGUUCAGUCGGCGUUUGCAUCGUCUUUAGUGGAUCCUGAGGUUGACCAGCAGCCAAUGGGGCCGGAGGGAAAGUGAGGCAGAUGCUUCGUCCCCACGGAAAUGACCACUGGGGACUACUGAGAAAUGCUGUGAAUGCGGAGGAAAGUGAUGUCUUUGGGUUCUGUAGCUGAGAGAUUUUUUAUUCUUUUUUUUUUUUUUUAACACCCCUUCCCCUACCUCUGUCAUCCCAGUCCCUCUCCACUCCCUGUCCCCACAGUGGUCUUUAGAAAUAGAUACUUGUUGGAGACUCCACAGCAGUAGCUAUGAGAUCCAGUACGGGACAAGGGUAGAAAACACUAUAUAAGCCUCUGCGACAACAUCAGACCCAGUUUCUCUCCUGGGGACAUGUUGGGGUCCCUGGGUCCCAAUUCUUCAUAGCCCCCAUUCCAACCCCUGCUGAUGGCAUUCUGGGACCUCACUGUCACCCCCACCUCCCUAAUCCCUCUCACACAUACCGUUUCAUCUCCCUCAGAAGAAACCACAGUAGGGUUUCUGCCCCUUUACACAAUGCUGAUGCCCAACUGUCAUUAUGGAAGCUGGAAGCCUGCAGUAGCCUCUGGGCUGUGGGGUGAAUGUCCUCCGAGAUCCCUUUGAGCUUUGACCUUGACCUGGGAGGAGUGGGGCCCAGACCUUUCUGAGCCCUGCCUGACUGCUAGCAUUUCAUUCCUAGGACAAGCUCGCUCUUCAGGACAGCUCUACUCUCGAUUCCAGUUUGUCCUUGGUUCUAACCAUUCAACUUGCUGUUGGGUUUUAAUUCUCUAAUUAUUAUUAUUAUUGUUAUUAUUUUUUAGGACAAGUCGUAGUGAAUUGCUACUGAAAGCUAUCCCAGGUGAUACAGAGCUCUUUGUAAACCGCAGUCACAUGUUAGGGUUAGUAUUAAACUUUGUUUAGAUGUACCAUAAUUAACUUGGUUAGUGGAUUGUUUGAGGUCUAUGGAAGAAAUAGUUUUAUGCAAAGUUUUAAAAAUGCCAGUCUGGUCAGGGGGUCGGGGGCGUCAGUGUGGUCUGGAGCCAAGGAGAUGGGAUUGCUGGCAGGGUGGGGGACACUGUGCUUCGGGGGUGUCGCACAUGAGCAAGCUUAGGCUGACCUCGUGCUGUGAAUCGAUCUGAUCAGGCUGUAUUAAAAACAUUAGUAUGGUA